AUGAUAUCUAAAUCAAACAAUAUCGAACUUUGCGACAUUAACGAUCGUUCUUACUUGCAUCCCGGAAGCGUGUUUGCAGCCAUUGUUAAUACUGAGUCUGAUGAUAUUUUCUCUUCCUUUGGCACUUCAAGGGGUUCUCCUCAAUCUCAAUAUGAUCGAUCAAGUACUGACAAACUCUCUGUACAACAAGCAUCUCAUGAAGUUUGAGAUACAUCUCAGCCAAAAGCUUUUGGUAGCUACUUGAGAAAAACUGGAAAUGGUGAAGAGGUUGAAGGUACUUUUGGAGACAAUCUCAAAUAUUAUCCAGUGGUUCCUACUCAGAAAAUCUCUAUCAAGAGCAUGACUAGUUCCAACAGAAGAGAUGUCGCUUAUAAAUCAGCUAUCAGACUUCUCAGGAAGUUUUAUAGAGAUAUCUUUAAAACUCAAAACCCUGACAUUAUCCAGAAGACCUACCAAAAGUCAACUCUCGAGCAUGUUUAUGAGAGAGUUCAUGCCAUGAUGGCUGAAUUGAUUCCUCCAGAGAGCUUUACCAGAGACCUCGUUUAUUACACCAUUGGGAUGGUAGGGAUCAAGAAAGCGUCUGAAUUACCAUGUUGUUGGGCCAUCAAAACCCAGAUUACUACAUUCCAAAGAUGCACAAGACAGUUCUCCAGAACCAGAUUUGACAAUGCUCUAGAGUCAGAGAACCUGAAAACUCUAGCUAGGUGUCUAGUCCAGGAGCUUGAUGAUCCUAGAGUAAAUAUCUUCAUUGAAGAGUUAAGUUAAGCACCAACUUGGUACAUUAAGAGACAAGGAUGAGUUUCGUUCCAUUACCUGGAAGAUUUCUACCUAGAGCGAAGUAUUUCAGCUUUCUGAGUAUACAGGAACUUGUGCUCGAGCUCUCAAAGCCAGUUCAUUAAGUUUUAUUAAAACUU
Moneuplotes crassus is the source of this 914-nucleotide messenger RNA. The record is from the annotation of a GenBank genome assembly. Lineage: Eukaryota; Ciliophora; Spirotrichea; Euplotida; Euplotidae.